AUGGAAAAUCUCGACGACGUUGAAGCCGCGGAAAACGACCAGCCAGUUCACCAAGAUCCACAGAGCAACCAAGUUCAGCCGAACGGAACUCAGGGCGAGUUGAACGAACCAGCAAACGAAAAUAGUCUCGUCCGACAAAUGCAAUCGCUGGUCGUCCACACCCCGAAAGACGCUCCUAAAUUCAAUGGAAAAAUCGACGGCUCGGACUGGCUACGGGAAUGCAACAGGGUGGCAGCCUUCAACAGCCACAAUGAAGACCAAAAGCUAAAAUCCGUGCCCUUCAGCGUGACUCAAGCCGCAUCCGGUUGGUUCGACAACACCGAUGGCGAGAUCACUUCGUGGCCCGACUUCGAAAGAGCAUUCAAGAAACGUUUCAUCAGUGCUACCAGAAGAAGCGAAGCCGCCCGCGGAAAACUCAACGAGAUCGUCUACGAGAAAGGCGAAUCCUACACAGCUCAUCUGGGGACAGUCAUCAAACUCUGCAGGCAAGUGAAUCCGAAUAUGAGUCCCGAAGAGAUCAUAAGAAAAUUCACGACGACGUUCUCACCGAACCAAGCGAUGAGUCUAAUCAGCAGGAGUCCAAAAACCUUGGACGAGCUCCGGGACCACGCUAACCUGCUCGACGAAACGCUCCCAUACGUAAACGGCAAAGAGGACGAACCGAGCAUCAUCGCGAUGGUGCGCUCGCGGCCCCCCAGCCGGGUGCGCUUCGCACAACAAGGGGUGGCACGUCGAUCCCCGAGCGCUCAGCUGCAGUCAACCCGGUAA
This is a messenger RNA of Galendromus occidentalis (western predatory mite), 768 nucleotides long. RefSeq lists its product as uncharacterized. The transcript has a single exon. NCBI's taxonomy places the organism in Eukaryota, Metazoa, Arthropoda, Arachnida, Mesostigmata, Phytoseiidae. The coding region runs from base 1 to 768 and encodes 255 amino acids. The record is from RefSeq and is a predicted model, not a curated record.